AUGAACGCCGUUACUGCAUUUCGGGCUCUUGUUUUGAAGAGGCUUGAUAUCGUUGCUGGUUCUGAAAAGAAGUACUCUAAGAAGAUUGAUGUGUUGUUGGCUUGCUCUCCCGUGAAACAAUUUCAAGCAGGUUUGAAAAACACUGUUUAUAUUCCUUCUGCUGAAGAAAUCUCAUCCAAAUCAUGGCCUCAGUUGGUGGAGAGUUUUCCCUUUGUCCAACAAGUUGCAUCGGUCUUGGAGAAACGGAACGUCCUUGUUGAAUUUGUCAAAGGAUUGGUACGAGGACAACAUCCUGAUGAGGAGGGAUUUGCUAAAGAGUUUCUCGAUAAAUCUCCAGAUCUCCAAACUUGCUACGAUCUACUGAGAAGCAACAAGUUGGAAGAAGAGCUCAAGAACAUCAUGUUCAAAGCCAUAUUGAAAGAUACGCCUGUACAGAUGUUUCUUGAUGAUCUCUUUUCUGAAUUCAAAGAAGAAAUUAUCAAGGAAAACCUUUCAUCUGCUUCGGUUAUUGAGGCUGGGCUUAAGAAAAAAGGGAUGCAAACAACACCAUUAGUCGUCUCCCUUGCUUUAAGCGUAGGUGCGGAUGGCUUAAAGAGGUUCUAUGAGAAGAGCAAGCACUUUAAGUUGUGGCAGACAAUGUUGGACGAGAACUCUCGUCUAAACCAAUGUUGCGCUAUUUCGAGAUUUAGAUCAGAAGCUGACAACAUUGAAGUUGCACAAACACUACUCCAAGCUACUCGUGAGGCAGUGGCUGAAGAGUAUAACGAACUUGUGUCCAAACAUUAUCAAUCAACGCUUCUCAAAAAGGAGGCCCAACCAAUUCCAUCCUCAACAAAAAAAAAAGCGAUGACCAAAACACCCACUCCACAAUCAUCCAACAACAAGAUUGAAAUCACUUCAGCUUCAUCGCCUUCCUCUCAACAAUCAUCCAACAACAAGAUUGAAACCUCUACUGCUUCAUCAUCCAACAACGUGGAAACAAAUACAUCGCCUUCCUCUCAACAACCAUCCAACGUUGAAGCAUUGGCCGUUUCUCAAGAAAAUAUGGCUGAUGAAAAAAUGUCGGUAGAUCAAAUAUACAACGCCUUAAUCAACAAUGAUCAUAAGGCAAUGGCUUCGUUCUAUUUUUCUCUUUCCGACUUGCCUCAACAAAUUCGUGGCUUAAAUGAAACACUGACAAAAAUGGAUGCGAGAAUUACAAACUUGGAUAUGAGAAUGACAAACUUUGAAAAGAGAAUGGAGAAGGAGAUGAAAGAGAUUCGUGAUGACUUACGAAUUAUUAAUACAAACAUUGGUUGUUUAUAUGAAGGUCAAGUGAAACUUCAAUUCCAAAAAGAUGACGAAUUUAUAACUCACAAUCCAACAACCACCAACCUUACAACCACCAACAAUGCAACUUCCAACAAUCAAAGGUCCUUACUCCCAAUCAAUUCUUUCAAAACUUUCACUCCACUUUCUCCCAAUGACUGUUAA
Molecule: messenger RNA, 1473 nt
Organism: Naegleria lovaniensis
Lineage: Eukaryota; Heterolobosea; Eutetramitea; Acrasida; Naegleriidae
Exons: 1
Coding region: 1-1473 (490 amino acids)
Source: RefSeq, a predicted model, not a curated record